This is a messenger RNA of Trichoplusia ni (cabbage looper), 1340 nucleotides long. RefSeq names its product U11/U12 small nuclear ribonucleoprotein 25 kDa protein-like. Gene Ontology annotation, biological process: mRNA splicing, via spliceosome. The transcript has 3 exons. The record is from RefSeq and is a predicted model, not a curated record. Gene Ontology annotation, cellular component: U12-type spliceosomal complex. Bases 848 to 1330 code for a protein of 160 amino acids. Lineage: Eukaryota; Metazoa; Arthropoda; Insecta; Lepidoptera; Noctuidae.
CUUUUAUGAGAUUUUAGGAUGAUACAAUUUAUAGAAUUUUGUAAUAUUGACAGUAUAACCUCGAAUUUCAAUCUGUCAGCGAGCGAAUGGAGCAAUUUUAGAUUUAUGUUGCCAUUUUAUGAUUUACAUGUCCCCAAAAAUCAAUUCUGCUUACCUCUUCACACUUGAGUUUAUCGAAUUAAAAGUAGUAUGAAAACUGCAAGACUAUUAAUUAGGCGUAUACGUAGUUAAGUCGAAUAUGAUUUGAAGCUCUAAAAUACAUAUAAUUUAUAAUGAGGGCACGGAAAUAUGGUAAAAAUAAUGAAAAAAAAAACGUUAUUUAAUAUUGCGUUCGGUGGCUGAGACAAAUGUCACACCAUUUUUGACAAAUUUUGAGACCAAAAUAGAAAAUUAUUUAAUUCAAUAUUUUCAAGAAUUUAAUUUAAACUUACAUACCAACAAUUUGGCGAAAGUUGUAUUGUGCUGUUUACACAUAAAAGAACAAAAAAAUAUUGCUUAUGGUUUUAGUGUUGUAGGAGUGAGCUAAUGAUUUACGAUUUUUGCCGUAAAAUCAUUCGAUCGAGAAUACCAUCACAUACUUGCUAGAGGUGAGUUCAAGGCAUUUCUAAUAUUAUAUCGACGUUUUUGGAAUGCUUUCGCAAACAAGACAGAACUGUCAUAUCAUAUGACAUAUCUUGGGCCUGCAAAGUUGUUGGUAAAUAAAAUAUCCAAACUGCAAUUUGCCGAGACAGUACAAUUAUAGUAAAACUAGCGAUUGUAGAGAUUUGAAGUUGAACGCAAACUAUCUUUUUCUGGAUGUUCACAACUUGUUAAAAGUAAAUUUCUCGUUCGGAUAAGAGCAAUUGCAAUGGAAACAGCAGAAAGUUUAGAAAAAGACCAAGACGAGCAAGAAGAUGUAGCUAGUACAUUAUCACACGAUGAAUUAUUGGAGAUCACACAAUCUUCUCUUGCAACAUUGAUGAGUACAGAUGAAUUACUGAAAGAUCUACCGAAUGAUAUAAUUAUUGAAGAAAUUUUAUCACAGAUUGCUGUUGAACAUGGCCAGUCAAUAACAAUUUUUAUUUCAAGGGAAACUGAACCCACUUUAAAAGUUAUUGUUCCUCAAAAUGCAACAGUAAAAAGUUUAAAGAAAGCCAUACAAAGACACUUUGAAAUAUACAUGAAAAGAUCAGGAAUAAAAACUAAAAUAUCAUGGAGGUAUAUUUGGAAGACUUACAUCUUAAAUUAUGACAGCCUCCUUUUAGACAAUGACAAUGCUUUAAUACAAGACUAUGGAGUAACAAACAAAGUAACACUGUCAUUCAAGAAAAAAAGAUGCCAGAAAGUAUAGUUUGUAAAAG